GGGGGAGGGGUCUGCGGGCGCGCGCACGCGUCCGGCGCGCCCCCUCCCGGCCGCCAUGUUGGCUGGUGUGUGGGUGUCAAACGGAGCCAGACGCGGCGGUGGCGGCGGCUCCGCGGGCUCCGGUGGCUCCCGCCUCCCCAGCGCUGCCGGCGGCCGCAGCGGCGCACCCACGCCGGCCCGGAGGAGCAGAGUGUUCAUUUCUGUGUUGGGCACAGUGCUAAGUGCUGGGUGCUCGCUGGUGAUGAGGCAGAUGAAGGUUACCAAACUUGUGGACAGGAGCCUCAUGUCACAGAUGUGGACCUCACUGUAGCCUGGUCAUGGCUUCCAGCUUUUCGAAUCUGAGGCUCCAAAGGAGGAAAUGACCGUUCAGGGAUCUUACUCCAGCUUGAUUACGGAAACUGAACCUUCAUAGGGUGCGCACUUACCAAGGACAGGAAAGUUUCUCUCUUUGAAGGGCUUUAAACUUAUAACAAAGAAAAUAAAAAUGACGACUUCGUCUAUCAGACGGCAGAUGAAAAACAUUGUGAACAAUUACUCGGAGGCAGAAAUCAAAGUCCGGGAAGCCACCUCCAAUGACCCGUGGGGACCAUCCAGUUCUCUGAUGACCGAGAUCGCCGACCUGACCUACAAUGUGGUGGCCUUCUCGGAGAUCAUGAGCAUGGUGUGGAAGCGGCUCAAUGACCAUGGCAAGAAUUGGCGGCAUGUGUACAAGGCGCUGACCCUGCUGGACUACCUCAUCAAGACAGGCUCUGAACGCGUGGCUCAGCAGUGCCGUGAGAACAUCUUCGCCAUCCAGACCCUGAAGGACUUCCAGUACAUUGACCGAGAUGGCAAGGACCAGGGCAUCAAUGUGCGUGAGAAGUCAAAGCAACUGGUGGCCCUCCUCAAGGAUGAGGAACGGCUGAAGGCUGAGAGGGCCCAGGCUCUCAAAACCAAAGAGCGCAUGGCCCAGGUUGCCACUGGCAUGGGCAGCAACCAGAUCACUUUUGGGCGAGGCUCCAGCCAGCCCAACCUCUCCACCAGCCACUCGGAGCAGGAGUAUGGCAAGGCUGGGGGUUCCCCGGCCUCCUACCAUGGCUCCACCUCCCCACGAGUGUCCUCCGAGCUGGAGCAAGCCCGGCCCCAGACUAGUGGAGAAGAGGAGCUUCAGCUGCAGCUGGCACUUGCCAUGAGCAGAGAAGUGGCUGAGCAGGAAGAACGCCUCAGGCGGGGUGAUGACCUCAGAUUACAGAUGGCCCUGGAAGAAAGCCGAAGGGACACAGUUAAAAUUCCAAAAAAGAAAGAGCACGGCUCUCUCCCACAGCAGACUACGCUGUUGGAUUUAAUGGAUGCUCUCCCCAGCUCAGGCCUUGCAGCCCAGAAAGUGGAGCCCUGGGGCCCGUCGGCCUGCACUAACCAGACCAACCCCUGGGGCGGGCCAGCAGCUCCUGCGAGUACUUCAGACCCCUGGCCAUCAUUUGGUACCAAGCCAGCUGCCUCUAUUGACCCAUGGGGGGUGCCCACUGGAGCCAGCACACAGUCUGUCCCCAAGAACUCGGACCCCUGGGCAGCUUCACAGCAGCCUGCCUCCAGUGCCGGGAAAACAGCUUCUGACGCAUGGGGUGCAGUCUCCACCACCAAGCCCGUGUCUGCCUCUGGGUCCUUUGAGCUCUUCAGUAAUCUGAAUGGUACAAUUAAAGACGACUUUUCUGAAUUUGACAACCUUCGGACUUCAAAAAGAACAGCCGAAUGUGUGACCUCUCUGCCAUCCCAAAACAAUGGAACUACCAGCCCUGACCCCUUUGAGUCUCAACCCCUGACCGUUGCCUCAAGCAAGCCCAGCAGUGCCCGGAAAACACCUGAGUCCUUCCUGGGCCCCAAUGCAGCCCUGGUGAACCUGGACUCACUGGUGACCAGGCCCACCCCACCAGCUCAGUCCCUCAACCCUUUCCUGGCACCAGGUGCACCCGCCACCUCGGCUCCUGUUAACCCCUUCCAGGUGAACCAGCCCCAGCCGCUGACGCUGAACCAGCUUCGGGGGAGCCCGGUCCUGGGGACCAGCACAUCCUUUGGGCCUGGCCCAGGAGUGGAGUCCAUGGCUGUGGCCUCGAUGACCUCCACGGCCCCACACCCAGCUCUGGGGGCCACUGGUUCCUCUCUGACCCCGCUGGGCCCUGCAACGAUGAACAUGGUGGGCAGUGUGGGUAUCCCCCCAUCUGCAGCCCAGGCCACCGGCACAACCAACCCUUUCCUCCUCUAGUGCCUGGCUUGGGACCCGCCCAAAGCACCUGUGCUGGAGGAUGCCGAGCAGGGACUCUCGUCUGUGGGACGGGAUCCAAGAGUUUGGGGAUUAGGGGUAUUAGGGCUUUUCAGCUCCAGCUUCCUGAUGAAAGGGCUGUCUUUACAGCCCCAACCCUCGGACCCUCGCCUUCCAAGGCAGGCCCACUUGGCCUGGCCUGCUCUUACCACCUCCUCCCAAGCACUCAGGUCCUGGCAGGGCCCCUCUGAGGCCUUGGAUGAGGAGGUGGAGUCAUCAGUAUUGCCCUUGUCCCCAGCCUCAGCCAGAGGGUCUCCAGGACGUUGCCUGUCCCAGGACUUGGGACAGUGGCCUCAUCUUUGUCCUCCCCACCCCCCAGCCCUAGGGACACCCCAGGCAGUCCUGGGUGUGGACACGAUGAAGCACCUGCUCCAUAAGACACUGACCUUUUGGGGAAGUGGUUGUGCAUAUUUUAUUUUUCUUUGACUCGUGUGAGUUCAAAGUAAACACCACCACCGUGGACAACUCUUGAAUUAAAUCCACUAGAGCGAGCUUUAAAACUAAUCUGAGCAUAACCCCCAACGUGGCUCUAUGCUUGUGUACCUUUGCACAUAUUUUGUUUAGUACAGUUUCAUAUUUGAGUUUGCAAAAUUAUCUAAUAGUCUUUUUUUGGCUAAUAUUUUUAUAACGUGGUUCUUAUUUAACUGUCUAGUUUUGAUAGAAUUUACCAGGUCUGGCUGAAUGAAGAUAUUGGCACGUGUUAUUUUAGUGGUUUAAAUCCUCUUAUUUAUGGUUUUAACUCUAAGAAAAUUUUAAAAGGAAGAGAUGUUUGGAUGACAAAAAAAAAUGCCUUAUUGAAAAACUAAAGCAAAUUCUUUAUAGGAAGAAAAUAUGGGAAUUUGAUUACACAUAGAUGAUGUUUAUUUAAAAAAAAAAAAAAAAACUACAACAGCAACAAAAAAUCCUAGCCUCCAGUUGCCUUUUCCUUUCAUUAACUCCUGUUUUUGGUGAAUUACUAAACUGAUUGACUUUCAGCCUUAUUGGCUAGAUCCUGAGCGAGAGGCUAUUUUUCUUACUGAUAUACCAACAUCCUGAAAGUUAAAGAAAAAAAUCUAAUGUAUGAAUGUGACUCACCAAUUUUUAUCAACUAAUUCCUUUUUUUUAUUAAAGGCAUGCAGGGAUUAACAAGGACUUCUGUUUACAAUGGAAAUCUGAAAUGGAAGAAACAUCUUUAACCUUGUGUGUCUGUGAUCUCCUCUGUCUUAAUCCACGCUCAGGCUAAAGAUGGGGAUAAUGUGGAAAUGGCAGUUGUCCUGAGGGCAUGGGGGUGGGGGUGCUUCUGUGCCCACGGGUCCCUGGGCAAUAGUCCCUAGGCUAAGACGGGAGUGGGGGGCUAGGGGACCAGGGCUGGCCCUGAUCCACCUACCUGCUAACUCCAGACAUUAUUUUUAAAUUGGAGACCUAAAAAUAAUUAUCUUAUAUUUUGGAGAUGAAGGAAAAAGUCAUUCACCCGGGACAGAUUUUUAACAAACAUGCAUUAAUAUUACCUCCCUCUUCCAAACUCCUGCUGUCCUCACCUCACCCACCACUGUAAAAGUAUUAUGUCAUGCAUUAAAGACCAGAAAAAACUUGCUUUUACCCAGGGAAGGGACAUUCCACCAAUCCUGUGUCUGGGCAGCUUGCCUGGUGGACGUUUCUGGCCCCUUUUCCACUAUGGGAAUUUCUCACCUCCAGCUCUUUAAGGGCAGCCGACCACCUGCCAGCCCCUCUCUGGUUCCAGAAGAUCUAACCCUUCGCACUAGCGCAGGAGAGAUCUUAAAUGGUCUCCGGGCUGCUGGGACAUGCAGGCUGUGAGUGAGGACUGCACCCACUCAUGCUGUUCCUGAGGCCGCCGUCUCCAGUCCCAGCAGCCAUGUCUAGAGUUCCUGACCAGCCACCCUCUGCCAGAACUGCAGGCCUGGGGCUGGGCCUUAGGCUCCUGCUGCCAUUCGGGUAAGCCGGUGGCUGGUCUCGUCUGCUGGGGGAAGGGUGGGUGGGGAGGUGCAGUGGGAUGGUAGGCGGGAUGCUUGCCCAGAAAGGUGCUUUCCUUCAGAUGGUGCAGGGCCUGGGCCAGCCUUACAGGUCAGUAGACCAGACUCGACUACUUGGGGUCAGUGAUUCUUUUGUAACAGAAGAGCCCUUCAUGACACGACUUUGAGGCCCCAACAUGACAGCCACUGGGCCACCAGGACCCAAGACGACAGCCCCCACCCCAUCUGGCACAGGCCAUCCCGAGUGCAUGUCCCUGUUGCCCACUGCACUGAUCAUGAAGCCACCGGCCACUGCCAUGCAUGUUGGCGCCUGUGCCAUCAUGCUCCCUCCUGAUGGGCACUGUGGUGGAGGAAGUCACCCAGCUGUUUCUCAGUCCCAGAGGCCGGUGGCUGGUUUUGAACUUGUGUUGACUGUUGAUACUUAUUUACUGUAUAAAUAUAAUUUAUCAUUUGUACCAUG
Molecule: messenger RNA, 4726 nt
Organism: Rhinopithecus roxellana (golden snub-nosed monkey)
Lineage: Eukaryota; Metazoa; Chordata; Mammalia; Primates; Cercopithecidae
Gene: EPN2
Product: epsin 2
Exons: 10
Coding region: 485-2239 (584 amino acids)
Biological process (GO): endocytosis
Cellular component (GO): endosome; clathrin vesicle coat; plasma membrane
Molecular function (GO): clathrin binding; phospholipid binding
Source: RefSeq, a predicted model, not a curated record